CACACACACACACACACACACACACACUCGUCCUUUUACGCACACACACUUCCCAGCAGCCAUGCCUGUGUUCAGUGGUCUGUUGAAGGUGCGGGUUUGUGAGGCGGUGGACCUAAAGCCCACUCCAUGGGCGCUGCGUCACGCAGUGGGGAAGAGCGGCUCCUUCCUGCUGGACCCCUACCUGGCUCUGAAUCUGGAUCAGACCCGACUAGGCCAGACCGCCACCAGAACCAAGACCAACAGUCCCGUUUGGCACCAGGAGUUCUGCACCGAGGUGCGUGAGGGAAGGAGCCUGGAGCUGUCAGUGUUCCACGAUGCACCCAUCGGGUAUGAUGACUUUGUGGCCAACUGCACCAUCCAGCUGGAGGACCUGCUGCAGAACGGAACCAGGCACUACGAAGACUGGAUUGACUUGGAACCGGAAGGGAAGGUGUACGUGGUCAUUGAUCUGUCCGGAUCCUCCACUGAGGCUUCAGGAACCAACGAGAAUGAGGAGCGCGUGUUUCGCGAGAGGAUCGGCCCUCGCCGGCGACAGGGCGCCGUCCGUAGGCGCGUCCAUCAAGUCAAUGGACACAAGUUCAUGGCCACCUAUCUUAGACAGCCGACCUACUGCUCACACUGCAGAGAUUUCAUCUGGGGCGUGCUGGGGAAGCAGGGAUACCAGUGUCAGGUGUGCACGUGUGUUGUCCACAAACGCUGCCAUGAGCUGAUCAUCACCAAGUGUGCCGGCAUGAAGAAGCAGGAAGACACACCUGAGGAGGUGGGCUCACAGCGGUUCAGUGUUAAUAUGCCCCAUAAGUUCAGUAUCCACAACUACAAGGUCCCCACUUUCUGUGACCACUGCGGCUCCCUGCUGUGGGGCCUCAUGAGGCAGGGCCUGCAGUGCAAAGUGUGUAAGAUGAAUGUGCACAGGCGGUGCGAGACCAAUGUAGCUCCUAACUGCGGCGUGGACGCCCGAGGAAUCGCCAAGGUCCUGUCUGACCUGGGAGUCACACCUGACAAGAUCUCCAACACUGCGCAGCGCAGGAGGAAGUUGACUCCAGGGCAGGACCCUCCCCAGUCUCCUCCUGAGCACUCUCAGACUGAGGAGAACAGCUUCAGCCAGCCAGCUGUCCCCACCUCCCCCUCACAACAGGACUUGGCAGAGUUGGAUCGCCUGCAGGACGCGCUGUCGCUCGACCAGCAGGGACCUCAGCACUCUUCCUCCUCUUCCUCCUCCACCACCUCCUCUUCCUCGUCCUCCUCGGCAGCCAGGCAGAACGGAGAGAGCCAGAGGAGGAGCCUGAAGGAUUUCAACUUCAUCAAGGUUCUCGGCAAAGGCAGCUUCGGCAAGGUGAUGCUGGCGGAGCUGAAGGGGACAGAAGACGUUUACGCCGUUAAAGUUCUGAAGAAGGACGUCAUCCUGCAGGACGACGACGUGGACUGCACCAUGACCGAGAAGCGCAUCCUGGCCCUCGCCCGUCGACACCCCUACCUCACCCAGCUGUACUGCUGUUUCCAGACACGGGACCGUUUGUUCUUUGUAAUGGAAUAUGUGAAUGGAGGAGAUCUGAUGUUCCAGAUUCAACGAUCCAGGAAGUUCGAUGAGCCUCGCUCUCGGUUCUACGCUGCCGAAGUCACCUCAGCCCUUAUGUUUCUGCACCGUAACGGAGUCAUCUAUAGGGAUCUGAAGCUGGAUAACAUCCUCUUGGAUGCUGAGGGUCACUGUAAGCUGGCAGACUUUGGUAUGUGCAAAGAGGGCAUCAUUAACGGAGUCACUACCACCACCUUCUGUGGCACCCCGGACUACAUUGCCCCUGAGAUCCUGCAGGAGCUGGAGUACGGAGCCUCUGUGGACUGGUGGGCCCUUGGGGUGCUGAUGUAUGAGAUGAUGGCCGGACAGCCUCCGUUCGAAGCCGAUAAUGAAGACGACUUGUUUGAGUCGAUUCUCCACGACGAUGUCCUCUACCCCGUGUGGCUCAGCAAAGAGGCUGUUUCUAUUCUCCGAGCGUUCAUGACAAAGAACCCGGCCAAGCGUCUGGGCUGCGUCGUGAGCCAGGGUGGCGAGGAGGCCAUCAAGACCCACGCCUUCUUCAGAGAGAUCGACUGGGUACUGUUGGAGCAGAGAAAAGUCAAACCACCCUUUAAACCCCGGAUUAAGACCAAACGAGAUGUGAAUAACUUCGACCAGGAUUUCACCAAGGAGGACCCCGUGUUGACGCCCACGGACGAGGCCAUUAUCCGACAGAUCAACCAGGAGGAGUUCAAGGACUUCUCCUACUGCGCCCCCGAGGAGACGCAUACCUAACACAUACACACACAAAUACACACAGAUCCAGCCACACUAAACUCGGUAUGCACGCACUCACACAUGCUGACACUCCAUAGAUCCAUAAAAUCCCUUUACAAAUCACACACGCACACAAACACACACACACACACGGUCAGUCCUUUACUUUGAAGCUAUUGGCUGUUGUUACUUUUGAGAUAUAAUUUACUUGCAUUGUGUUGUUGUUGUUGCCUGGGUUCAUUAUGAAUAUGAAUAUGAAUUUAAAUAUGAAUAUGCACACGCUCUCACAAACAAACGCACGCACACAUCGACGCGCUCACGUGCGUACAAACACUACAAUCCCAAGUUUUACGUGCCCUCGCGCACUCCUACAAGGUCACUGCACACGCUCAGACAAAACCAAACACACAUACACACACCUACACUGCUUCUCUCCCCGGCACCUGUACACAUGUGGACUGUGGGUGCUGGGUGCAGAGGCUUGUAUAUAGCCUGUGUUGAGUGGCUGUAUCGUGCUGGUGUUGUCUGCUAUUAAAGGAGCGUCGUGGCGCAUGGACAAGCA
Pundamilia nyererei is the source of this 2831-nucleotide messenger RNA. Its product is annotated as protein kinase C epsilon type-like. Gene Ontology annotation, biological process: protein phosphorylation. The transcript is spliced from 15 exons. The coding region runs from base 62 to 2287 and encodes 741 amino acids. The record is from RefSeq and is a predicted model, not a curated record. NCBI's taxonomy places the organism in Eukaryota, Metazoa, Chordata, Actinopteri, Cichliformes, Cichlidae. Gene Ontology annotation, molecular function: diacylglycerol-dependent serine/threonine kinase activity; ATP binding.